AUGGACUUCGCUUCACAGGGGGGCCGGUGCCACGGGGAACUCGUUCUGGGUUAUGGAGGGCAGCCGAUAUAUUGCGUCCGCUCCAUAUGUGAGGCGAGUUCUGCGUCAAGUCACCGGUGCUGCUGCCCCCAGGUUCAAGCGCCGGAAGAAACCGCGCCCCCGUCGGCCGCACCCGCUGAAUCUCCGGAGCCCGAGGGGGCCCCGCUUGAAGAGCCGGAAGAAACCGCGCCCCCGUCGCCCGCACCCGCUGAGACUCCGGAGCCCGAGGGCGCCCCGUUUGAAGAGCCGGAAGAAACCACGGCCCCGUCGCCCGCACCCGUUGAGUCUCCGGAGCCCGAGGGCGCCCCGCUUGAAGAGCCGGAAGAAACGACGACCCCGUCGCCCGCACCCGCUGAGACUCCGGAGCCCGAGGGCGCCCCGUUUGAAGAGCCGGAAGAAACCACGGCCCCGUCGCCCGCACCCGUUGAGACUCCGGAGCCCGAGGGCGCCCCGUUUGAAGAGCCGGAAGAAACGACGACGCCGUCGCCCGCACCCGCUGAGACUCCGGAGCCCGAGGCCGCCCCGCUUGAAGAGCCGGAAGAAACGACGACGCCGUCGCCCGCACCCGCUGAGACUCCGAAGCCCGAGGCCGCCCCGCUUGAAGAGCCGGAAGAAACGACGACCCCGUCGCCCGCACCCGCUGAGACUCCGGAGCCCGAGGCCGCCCCGCUUGAAGAGCCGGAAGAAACGACGACCCCGUCGCCCGCACCCGCUGAGACUCCGGAGCCCGAGGGCGCCCCGCUUGAAGAGCCGGAAGAAACGACGACCCCGUCGCCCGCACCCGCUGAGACUCCGGAGCCCGAGGGCGCCCCGCUUGAAGAGCCGGAAGAAACGACGACCCCGUCGCCCGCACCCGCUGAGACUCCGGAGCCCGAGGGCGCCCCGUUUGAAGAGCCGGAAGAAACGACGACGCCGUCGCCCGCACCCGCUGAGACUCCGGAGCCCGAGGCCGCCCCGCUUGAAGAGCCGGAAGAAACGACGACCCCGUCGCCCGCACCCGCUGAGACUCCGGAGCCCGAGGGCGCCCCGUUUGAAGAGCCGGAAGAAACCACGGCCCCGUCGCCCGCACCCGUUGAGACUCCGGAGCCCGAGGGCGCCCCGUUUGAAGAGCCGGAAGAAACGACGACGCCGUCGCCCGCACCCGCUGAGACUCCGGAGCCCGAGGCCGCCCCGCUUGAAGAGCCGGAAGAAACGACGACCCCGUCGCCCGCACCCGCUGAGACUCCGGAGCCCGAGGGCGCCCCGCUUGAAGAGCCGGAAGAAACCACGGCCCCGUCGCCCGCACCCGUUGAGUCUCCGGAGCCCGAGGGCGCCCCGUUUGAAGAGCCGGAAGAAACCACGGCCCCGUCGCCCGCACCCGUUGAGACUCCGGAGCCCGAGGGCGCCCCGUUUGAAGAGCCGGAAGAAACGACGACCCCGUCGCCCGCACCCGCUGAGACUCCGGAGCCCGAGGCCGCCCCGCUUGAAGAGCCGGAAGAAACGACGACCCCGUCGCCCGCACCCGCUGACACUCCGGAGCCCGAGGCCGCCCCGCUUGAAGAGCCGGAAGAAACGACGACCCCGUCGCCCGCACCCGUUGAGUCUCCGGAGCCCGAGGGCGCCCCCCUUGAAGACUCCGAAACAGAUGGCUGA
Besnoitia besnoiti is the source of this 1671-nucleotide messenger RNA. Its product is annotated as IgA-specific serine endopeptidase. The transcript has 2 exons. Bases 1 to 1671 code for a protein of 556 amino acids. The record is from RefSeq and is a predicted model, not a curated record. NCBI's taxonomy places the organism in Eukaryota, Apicomplexa, Conoidasida, Eucoccidiorida, Sarcocystidae.